GAGGGACCUGCAAAGAAAAGAGAACUGUAAACAGGUCUCUGGCACCAGCAAGUAAUGGCUUCACCCGGAGGCAAAGGCAGCCGCGGUGACACUUCCUCAAAGUGAAAGCGAAAGAGAAGCAGGCCAAGGACAGAAGAGAAAGCGGCAGGCUGAGGGCCCGCCUGGUCUCGGAGAGCCCCUCUGCCGGCCGGGACCUUGCCGGCGGCCGGCCGCGGAGAAGGGGCGGCGCGCGGGCCGGAGCGCAGCUUUCAUGGGCGCCGAGGGCGGGUGCCUGCUGCUCUGCCUGGCCCUCUUGGCGGCGGCCGAGCCCGCAGAAAGGCAGUGGCGGGCAGUGGACGUGGUCUUAGACUGCUUCUUGGCGGAGGAAGGUGGGCGGCAGCAUGGAGCUUUUGCCAGCAGUGGGAACAUGGUGAAGGCCUUGCUCGUGCUGAGGCAGGUGCCAGUGCUGGAUGAUGGCUCCCUGGAAGGCUUCACUGAUUUCCAAGGGGGCACAGUGGCCAAAGACGACCCACUUGUUACCUUCGAGGCCUCAGUGAACCUGGUGCAGAUCCCCCAGGCUGAGGCCUUGCUCCACGCCGACUGCAACGGGAAGGACGUGACCUGUGAGAUCUCCCGCUAUUUUCUCCAGGCCAGACAAGAGGCCACUGUUGAGACAGCAGCUUGGUUCAUCACCAAUGUGCAGGUGUCUGGAGGGGGACCUAGUGUCUCCAUGGUGAUGAAGACUCUUGGGGAUACUGAGAAUGGGGCUCUCCGGCACCACAGAUGGAACUUGCCCCUGGGCCCCCAGGGGACCGUGCAGACUGCAGUGGAGUUCCAGGUGACAACACAGACCCCGUCCCUGAAUUUCCUGCUGGGGUCCUCAGCCUCCCUGCACUGUGGCUUCUCCUUGGCCCCAGGCUUGGAUCUCACCAGCGUGGAGUGGCGCCUGCAGCAUAAGGGCAGUGGCCAGCUGGUAUACAGCUGGACCCCGGAGCAGGGGCAGGCCAAGAGGGAGGGCGCUACCCUGGAGCCUGAGCAGCAACUCAUGGCUGGGGAUGCCUCCCUCACCCUACCCAGCCUCACUCUGCAGGACGAGGGGGCCUACAUUUGCCAGAUCACCACCACUCUGUACCGAGCUCAACAAAUCAUCCAGCUCCACGUCCAAGCUUCCCCCAAAGUACGACUAAGCUUGGCAAACGAGGCUCUGCCACCCACCCUCACCUGCACCGCUGCUGGCUAUUACCCUCUGGAUGUGACUGUGACAUGGACCCGAGAGGAGCCGGGGGGAACCCCGGUCCCAGUCUCUGGUGCCUCCUUCUCCAGCCUCCGACAAAGCGCAGCGGGCACCUACACCAUCUCUUCCUCCCUGAUAGCAGAACCUGGCUCUGCAGGCGCCACCUACACCUGCCAGGUCACCCACAUCUCUCUGGAAGAGCCCCUUGAGGCCAGCACCUCGGUUGCCCCACCAGAGCAGAGGAUGGCCUUUGGAAUCCUUGUGGCCAGCAGCCUCUUCCUUCUUGCACUGUUGUUCUUGGGGCUUCAGAGACGGCAAGCUACCUCACCAAGGUCUGAGGCCCUCUGGGUAGACACUCUCCUGCCUCACAGUAAAAAGGAAGAGUAGUCACGUUCUCCCAGGAGGACUCUAAACCAAGUCCCAGAGCUCAAAAAGGCCCCAAGAAAGGGAUGAAGAAGGCACAGAUCAUGGGGGCCCUGGCUCUGGGUAUGUGCAGGCGUCUGCCUUCCCUCAGUGUGUCCCUGGGCUGACCACCAAGGAGAAAACACGAAGAGACAAGAGGGCGGCAGGAAGGCAGGAUGUCUCGGUGGUUAAAACACGAGCCAGAUUUGAGGUGUGAUGGUAGGAAAAGAAAAGGGGAAAAAAUUAUGAAAGGAACAAGUGAGGGACGGGGGCAAGACGGUGAGGGUUGGGCCACUGCACCCAAAUAUUGAACUCUGUCCAAAUAAAAGCCCCCUGUGGCCUUGGAGACAAAG
Molecule: messenger RNA, 1968 nt
Organism: Equus caballus (horse)
Lineage: Eukaryota; Metazoa; Chordata; Mammalia; Perissodactyla; Equidae
Gene: TAPBPL
Product: TAP binding protein like
Biological process (GO): peptide antigen assembly with MHC class I protein complex
Cellular component (GO): MHC class I peptide loading complex
Molecular function (GO): TAP complex binding; MHC class I protein complex binding
Source: RefSeq, a predicted model, not a curated record